Diprion similis is the source of this 1269-nucleotide messenger RNA. RefSeq names its product coiled-coil domain-containing protein 28A. NCBI's taxonomy places the organism in Eukaryota, Metazoa, Arthropoda, Insecta, Hymenoptera, Diprionidae. The transcript is spliced from 5 exons. The record is from RefSeq and is a predicted model, not a curated record. The coding region runs from base 231 to 935 and encodes 234 amino acids.
AGCAUGCAUCUUCGAAAACUUCUGACUCAAAAUCAAGACGCACCCUUUGUUUGAAAACAACAAAUGGGUGGAUAAUCGCAAGCGCGAUAAGCGAUAACAGGAACGGAUGUGUCGCCGUUUCGCAAUCCAUUCGCAUUGCAGCGUCACGUGUCGUCAGGAGUUGCGGCAUCAGAAUUGACCUACCUAGAGACAGAGUCUAGCAUCCAACACUUCUGGACUGCUGCCUCAACAUGAACAUCGAAGGCUCUGGCUGUGGAGAAUUACAGCAAUUGGUCCAGGAGGAGGAGGGCGAGGAGCCUCCGAGCCGUGGUGCAGAAGUCACGCCUCCUUCAACUCCUGCCAAGUCAAAUCGGCAGAGUAAAAACGACCCGCAGAAUCUUCACACCUCGCAACAGGGAUUCUGGGAAAAUAAUACUCGGACGUCGCCGAUAAUAAGUAAAGAGAGUUCCGGGCAUGCGACAACUAGUCAAGGAUCUAUGGCCUCUGGUAGGGCGAUGAAUGUCUCAAAUCAGACUACAAAUCAACCGAAGCUUGUCUACAUGAAUGAGAAAGAAAAGCAGAAACCUAGCCGUCCGGAACCACCGAGAAUAAACAAGCAACACAGAGCGGUCGUGCCAUGCAGACACCAUUGCUUUCUGUCAGAGGUACCGGAUGUCAGGCGAAUGGAACAGGCUCUCCUUCAUCUGCUUGAAGACUUUCACAGCGGAAACUUGAGAGCUUUUGGUAAAGACUGCAGUAUGGAGCAGAUGACUGAGAUAAGGGAGCAGCAGGAACGAUUGGCUCGACUUCAUUUUGAGCUGGGUCAGAGACAAGAGACUGGAACUGCGGUUAACGGCGAGCAAUCAGGCCUUAGACAGUCCACAGCGAACAUGCGACACUUGCUUCAUCGUUUGCAGCAGCUAAGCGUUUGCAUAGAAAAAUUACAUAGUAAAUAACUGCUUGCCAAUGGAGAGACGUCAAUUUAUAUGUCCAUUUAGCCAAUUCCCAUUAUUCGUUUUUACUUUCUAUUAUCCUUAAUUUUUCUAGCAAACUUUUCGUUUUCACUGUCUCAUUCCGCAGUGAUUGUACAGCUCUAGACAGAAAUAUGCGGGACGAUUGUGUUGUUUGUUGUUUCCCUAAUUAGCUAGAAAUUUUUAUAAACAUUUUUUAGGGGAUCCGUUUGAAUCAUCUUGAUGAUCGGAGUAAUACAUGGAUCGAAUUGAUAAAGACUUGUGAUUAUAUGCUCAGAUAUAGUAAAACUGAAUACUUAUGACUAACGCAAAAACGUUU